This is a messenger RNA of Emiliania huxleyi CCMP1516, 542 nucleotides long. RefSeq lists its product as hypothetical. The record is from RefSeq and is a predicted model, not a curated record. NCBI's taxonomy places the organism in Eukaryota, Haptophyta, Isochrysidales, Noelaerhabdaceae. The annotation marks the transcript as partial. Gene Ontology annotation, molecular function: protein binding. The transcript has 5 exons.
AUGCGCCGGCGACCGGGGCGUCACGGCGGAAAUUACUCGAUGGAGGAGCCCGAGGCGCUCUUCGCACGGCUGCCACAGGCAGACUCGACGUAUGCGAGAAAGGUCGAGCAGGAUUUGUGGAAGGACGAUCAGGGGCACAGGGAGGGAUGGGAGGACGGCACGCGCACUUGGAGCACUUGGAUUCCGACACUGGAGGAGUUCGAGCGCCAUCGGCAGCUCCAUCCCGACGACCCGGGCGCGCACUCCAAUUAUGGCGCCGCGCUCCGCUCAGUCGGACGCUACUCUGAGGCGCUCGAUGCGAUCGACGAGGCGCUCCGCCUCGAUCCAGACUAUGCGCGCGGCCACAAUAACCGCGGCAACGUUCUGCAGUCGCUCGGCGGCACCGAGCGGCUCGAGCAGGCUGUCGCGGCGCAUGCACGCGCUUCGGAGCUGGACGCGAGCCUGCACACCGCGCACAACAACCGCGGCAACGCGCUCCGCUCACUCGGCCGGCUCGACGAGGCGGUCGAAGCCUUCCGCGCCGCCAUCGCAAUCAACGCCGA